Choloepus didactylus (southern two-toed sloth) is the source of this 9418-nucleotide messenger RNA. It is a transcript of the gene ARHGEF7, whose product is annotated as Rho guanine nucleotide exchange factor 7. Gene Ontology annotation, biological process: intracellular signal transduction. The transcript has 20 exons. Gene Ontology annotation, molecular function: protein binding; guanyl-nucleotide exchange factor activity. The record is from RefSeq and is a predicted model, not a curated record. NCBI's taxonomy places the organism in Eukaryota, Metazoa, Chordata, Mammalia, Pilosa, Megalonychidae. The coding region runs from base 236 to 2557 and encodes 773 amino acids.
CUACUGGAUUUCGCAAAGCCAAUCGUCAUCAUCUGCAUCUACAUGGGGAAGGAGGAGGAGGAGGAGGUGGGAUCAGCAGCUCUAGCCUCGGCUGCUCCAAUGUGAAACCACGAGCAAAAAAAGGGGGAUCAGAAAAAGCAACGGAGAGCGAGCGAGCGAGGAGGGAGAGGCUGCUCAGUGUGCGGUAUUCCCCCCUUCCUUCCCCCUGCGGACUUCUCCUCCUCUUCGGGCAGCUAUGAAUUCCGCCGAACAGACCGUUACGUGGCUCAUUACCUUGGGGGUGCUGGAGUCACCCAAAAAAACCAUUUCGGACCCGGAGGGCUUUUUGCAGUCGUCUCUGAAAGAUGGGGUGGUCCUCUGCAGGCUGCUGGACCGCCUGCUCCCUGGGACCAUAGAGAAAGUCUACCCAGAGCCCCGGAGCGAGAGCGAGUGCCUCAGCAACAUCCGCGAGUUCCUGCGAGGCUGCGGGGCCUCUCUGCGCCUGGAGACAUUUGAUGCAAAUGAUUUGUAUCAAGGGCAGAAUUUUAACAAGGUCCUGAGUUCCUUAGUGACUCUAAAUAAAGUAACAGCAGACAUUGGACUAGGAAGUGAUUCCGUAUGUGCUCGACCUUCAUCUCAUCGAAUCAAAUCUUUUGAUUCUCUUGGAUCCCAAUCUUUACACAGUCGGACUUCAAAAUUGUUUCAGGGCCAGUAUCGAAGUUUGGACAUGACCGAUAAUAGCAACAAUCAGCUGGUAGUAAGAGCAAAGUUUAAUUUUCAACAGACAAAUGAAGAUGAGCUUUCUUUUACAAAAGGAGAUAUCAUCCAUGUCACGAGAGUGGAAGAAGGAGGCUGGUGGGAGGGUACUCACAAUGGCAAAACUGGCUGGUUCCCAAGCAAUUAUGUUCGAGAAAUCAAAUCAAGUGAAAAACCUGUUUCUCCCAAAUCAGGAACACUGAAGAGCCCUCCCAAAGGAUUUGAUACAACUGCAAUUAACAAAAGCUAUUAUAAUGUGGUGCUACAGAAUAUUUUAGAAACAGAAAAUGAAUAUUCUAAAGAACUACAGACUCUACUUUCAACCUACCUACGGCCAUUACAGGCCAGUGAAAAGUUAAGUUCAGCAAAUACUUCAUAUUUAAUGGGAAAUCUAGAAGAAAUAUGUUCUUUCCAGCAAAUGCUUGUACAGUCUUUAGAAGAAUGCACCAAGUUGCCUGAAGCUCAGCAGAGAGUUGGAGGUUGCUUUUUAAAUCUGAUGCCACAAAUGAAAACCUUUUACCUUGCGUAUUGUGCCAAUCACCCAUCUGCAGUGAAUGUUCUUACAGAACACAGUGAGGAAUUAGGAGAAUUCAUGGAGAUGAAAGGUGCCAAUAGCCCCGGAAUUCUUGUGUUGACCACGGGCCUCAGCAAACCAUUCAUGCGCCUAGAUAAAUACCCCACUUUACUCAAGGAACUUGAAAGACACAUGGAGGAUUAUCAUCCAGAUCGACAAGAUAUUCAAAAAUCCAUGACUGCCUUUAAAAACCUUUCAGCUCAGUGUCAAGAAGUACGGAAACGGAAAGAGCUUGAGUUGCAGAUCCUGACAGAAGCCAUCCGUAGCUGGGAGGGAGAUGACAUUAAAACCCUGGGCAAUGUAAUUUACAUGUCUCAGGUCAUGAUUCAGUGUGCAGGAAGUGAGGAAAAGAAUGAAAGAUAUCUUCUGCUCUUCCCAAAUAUUUUGCUAAUGUUGUCUGCCAGUCCUAGGAUGAGUGGUUUUAUCUAUCAGGGAAAGCUACCAACAACAGGAAUGACAAUCACAAAGCUUGAGGACAGUGAAAAUCAUAAAAAUGCAUUUGAAAUAUCAGGGAACAUGAUUGAGCGAAUAUUAGUUUCGUGCAACAACCAGCAGGAUCUACAUGAGUGGGUGGAUCAUCUACAGAAGCAAACUAAAGUCACAUCAAUUGGAAACCCCACUAUUAAGCCUCAUUCUGUGCCGUCACAUACUCUUCCUUCCCAUCCAAUCACACCAUCCAGCAAACAUUCAGACAGCAAGCCAGUGCCACUGACUCCUGCAUACCACACGCUCCCACACCCUUCACAUCAUGGGACUCCACAUACCACCAUUAAUUGGGGACCAUUGGAGCCUCCUAAAACUCCCAAACCUUGGAGCCUGAGCUGCCUGCGACCUGCACCUCCUCUACGGCCUUCAGCUGCUCUCUGUUACAAAGAGGAUCUUAGUAAGAGUCCCAAGACCAUGAAAAAACUGCUUCCUAAGCGCAAACCUGAACGUAAACCUUCUGAUGAAGAGUUUGCAUUGAGGAAAAGUACAGCUGCUUUGGAAGAAGAUGCUCAGAUUCUGAAAGUUAUUGAAGCUUAUUGCACAAGUGCCAAAACUCGACAAACACUCAAUUCAACAUGGCAAGGCACUGACCUGAUGCAUAAUCACGUCUUGGCUGAUGAUGACCAAUCAAGUCUAGACUCCUUGGGUCGUCGCAGUAGCCUUUCUCGUUUGGAGCCUUCAGACCUCUCAGAAGACUCUGACUAUGACAGUAUAUGGACAGCCCAUAGUUACAGAAUGGGUUCUACAUCUCGAUUGCUGUAAUUCCAGGUGGCUGUGAUUUCUCUCUUCUUCCAUCACCCCACUUCUUCACCAAAUCCAUGUAUUCAGUGUUCUGAUUUUGUUUACUCAGUGAUAACUCUGAUGCAAUACAUGAUUGUUUCCUGGGAAUUGGGUCCUGAGGUGCUAGUGAACAAGCCCAGAGGUGCUAGUGAACUUCUACCACUGACAUAUUUUUUAGAAAGUUAUACAGCUUUAUUACUUCAUGAUAUAAGUUGAUUGCACAGAAAUCUCUUACUGAGGUCAUUAGGAAAACUGAUAAUUUCAAAUAUUUGUCUGUUCUCAAGUAGCUACUGAACUACUUAUGUCAUCUGGAGAUUUCAUAUUUUUUUAAUAUCAACCAGUGUAUAAAUAAGAAAGUUGAGGAACGAUCUUUUAAAAUUAGUCAGAGCCCAGUAUUAAUCCACAGUGAAAGUGGGGUUUAUGUAUGUUCAGCAAAAUGGCAAUGAAACUUUUGGAAAUAUGAUAACUGCAAAAUUUAUAUACUUAGUAUCAUGCAAUGAAUUUAGAAGCAAUUUAGUUUUGUUUUAUAUUACAUAGAAUAGUCACCUUUUCUGAUAUUAAUAGUAAAAUAUAUUUUUGUUUGCUUUGGGACUGUAAUAAUUAGCGCAUUGGUUUAAAUGCCUUUGCCAUGCCUUAGUAAACUUGAGUUGCAUAUGUCAUGCGCUAUAUAAACCACAACAUGGAAAUGAAGUUGCUGCACUUGAGCGUUUCUUUAACACCAAAUAUCAUUUGGGUUAUUCUGAUUAGACAUUUUAAUUGAUAAUCUAUACACCAAAGUUUGACAAUUUGCCACUAUUCUUUUUUGUACUAGAUAAAACCGUUAAGAUGAUGAUUUUCUUUGAUGCAAAGAUCACUGCGGGAUAAUAAUCUGGCUUUUUGUUUGUUUUGAUUUGUUUUGAAUGUCUGACACCAUUAGCUUUUGUGACCUGAUUAGAAGUGUUAGUGCCACAGGCCUAAAAAAAAAAAAAAUUCUAAUGUGGCAAUGGUGAUAUGAUGUCCAAAGGGUCAGUGUUUCUAUUUUGUGGAAUUUUAGUCAUGCUGAUAAUAGUAUCUUAUGUUUAUGCAAUUUUGUAAUUUGUAUGUGUACAGUUAGUAUUAUAAUGAAAGGAUGAAGACCCUGAAUUAGAAGGUAGGUUUAAGCCAUCAGUCCCUUUGCAAAUGGCUUAAAUGGUGUUCCCAUUGAAUUAAUACUUGCCAUAAGUAUUUAAUAAGCUAUAUCAUUUGUGUGUUUUGCAUAAAAUUGCCAAAACACAGUAAUGUGUAUAUAGUGGUAUCAGACCUUGGGGGAAAAGUCUAUAUUGUGUUUUUUAUCUGUGAAUGGGAAAAGCCAUUUUUAGUAGGUUACUGCCAUUUGGAAAAAUCUACUGGAUGUAUAUCUGAAUGUUACAUUGUAUUGUACAGUAUAUGCAUAUUAAUUGUUUGUGGUUGCAUAUGGCAAUGAAGUGUUUGUUUUAUAUAAAAAAGACAUCUGUUAUGUACAGUUGAAAUAAAUUUUGCAUUUGCUAGCCUGUGGCUUUUAAUAUUUGUUACAUGGGGGGAGGGAGGAACAGCAUAGUUGACAGUUUAAUAUUAUUUGGCUGUUCUCCUGAAGGUAGCAUUUUACAAAGGAAAGCCAGGUAGUAGAACAUUUUCUGUCUGCCUUGAUAGAAAAGGUUGUACUUUCUUAGGGUUAAAUAUAUUCUGGACACUAUAAGGUCACUCCUUGAAUAUCUUUUAUUUCAUCUAUUUCCCUUUUAUUAUUAUUGUUUUAAAAUAAGUUUCAGUCACUGGAUGAUCUGUCUUCAGGAAGAAGCAUCUUCAUUUUUUGUGCAUAAAUGGAAAAAAGCACAACUUUAAAAGAUUUUUAUUUAGAAUAAGAUCAGUUUUUAAUUUUUGUUUUAUAGAAUACCUGCCUGGCUGACUAGGGGAAAGAGAAAUGAAGGAAAAGAAAAAGAAAUACAUUGUACUAGAAGCAGGACUAGGUGAUGAUUCAAAAUAAAGAAAACACAUGAUAAAUAUAAAUAAUUUUCUAAAAAUAAUAUUUACUUUUUCUUCUAACUGAAAAAAAUGAAUUCAAAUCUUAUCAUAGCCAUAAAUAACAAAAUGGCCUUAACUGGCUUUCGGGGAGGUUUUAUUAAAUAGAAUUUUUAAGUGUAAUGUUUUGUUCCAGUCUGUAAUUUAUUUUAAUUUCAAUUGAGAAUAAUUAAUUGCAAAUUUUAGAAAUAUUACUAAUUGAAGAAGUAGUGUGAGUUUGGCCACAAAUGUACUAGAAUCCUAGCCAAAUAGGCAGAUAUUCUUUUCUGAUGAACUUAAAAUGUUUUUAGGCUUUUGUCACACUCGGACUCACAUAUGCAUGUGUGUAUACAUACACCCACACACAUAUCCUGAGUUUGACCCACUUAGAGGAAGUUAUUUCUGAAGCAGUUAGUUGUUUGUAGUCAAUCAAUGCCCUACGAAUGGUGUUCUGACACCAAGAUGACCACAGUGGAAUGGGACUUGGGAGUCCUAGAGUAUUGAUCCUAACUGUUGCUGCCUUCUCUCUGAGACUAUUUUUGUCUAUAAAGUUAAGAGUAAGUCUGUAUUUCUCAAGCAGAGGCUCACAGUCCUCUGGGGAUCUGUGAGUUUUUUGUGUGGGGAGAAUUCUAAGACAUCUCAGUUUUAAAUUUUUUGUUCGUUUUAAUAUAAAUAUGUCCUCAGGCUUCUGGCUCACUGCCUUAUGAGUGAGUGUUGCCAUAUGAUCCCAGUGCCUGCAUUUGUGUCCACGACUACCUUGGCACCAAAGUGAUCAUUGAUAAUGGCAAUGUUGCACUGCAGUGCAGUGUUGCACUGUUUCACAGUGGGAAUUUUAUGGGUAGACCCUGAGAAUCCUCAGGCAUAUUCUUAGAGUCCUCAAGGCUGAGAAAUGCUGGAUUGGUGCUAAGUACAAAUUGUUUAAUUAAUUUCGUGUUUUUCUAUUGCCGUCCCUAUACUGCAAACAAAACAAAACAAACCAACAACUGUAUGUAUGUAUUUAUAGGCAAACACAAGGCUAUAGACUAGUCUCACACUCUUCAAACGGUUGUCCAGAAAACCACAAGAUACUAAUAUUGAUGUGGGAGGGGAAAAGAAAGUUGAACACUCAAACGAAUAUAGGAAGUACUAAGUUAAAUAAGUGUUUUUACUAAACAUUAGCAAAGCCUUUAAUAUGCUAAAUGUUAUGCUGUAAAUCUCCAUGAAGCAGUUAUAGUAUACAGCCUUUUCUGAAAUUAUUUGUUACAGAAGCUUUGAUAUCUCCUGGAAACACAAAACUUCCAGCAGAAAUCUUGACUGUAUUAAAACCAUCAUGAACAUGUUUGUUGUCUGGAUCCAUGUUAGAUGAUUUUAAAAUAAAGAGAUAUAACAUUCUGGUAGUUCUUUUCUUAAGUUGUUUUUCCAAACUAGGUUAUUCAGGGAAAACAUGCGGAUAACUCUAAAAAAAAAUCUCUGAGAUACUUGUUUAAUCUGUGUAUUUUCUAAAACUUUGUUCUUUGAGAAAUAGCCAACUUAUUUGUAAACCUGGCUGGAAAAUACUCCUUUAUGGUUUUUCUGAAAGGUUAUACAUUUUUAAAGUCACCUUAGAAAAAUAUUUUAUAUUAAAGCUAAGCAAAUUAUUAGCGUUACAUGGAUUUCUAUGAAGGCUAAUAAAUAAUCUUCAUUUAAAAGCCUCCUAGCUAACCACUGGAUCCACAAAUGACAUUUUUUUUAACAUUGGCAAAAAUUUCAAGAAUCAGGUAGUUAGUACAUUCUUUCUAUAAUAUUCCCAAACUUAUGUUUUUAUAAAAUAAUAAAUCCUUCUUGUGUGCUUUAAGUGUAUUUGUAGAAAUAAGAACUAUGUCAUGUGUAUGCAACUGUUGGCCAGUUAUUACAGGUUCUAGUUCCUCCCUCAAAUUAAUUUAGUUAUGUUAUAUAAUGGAAUUUAAGGCUUUUAUAUUUCUGAAUACAUUCAGUAAAAGAUAUUUAUAAAAUACAUUUUUAAAUUAAUCCUCAGAACAACUAUGUGUAAUGGUGGUUAGUUUUGUUAUUUUCUUUUACAAAUAAUGAAAUGAAAACCCACUGGUUAAGUGAUGUGCCUAUUUUCUUAAAAAAAAAAAAAACUCACCACAAAAGGGAGUAUAAAAUGCACAGCCUCCAGCUGGGUGUUGCUCUGUUCAUUCAGUCACAGCACCUCUGUAAAACAGUCAACCACAUUUCUUACCUUUUUUUAUUUUUUUAACAAAGUGGACGUCCUUUUUGGUGUUAUUUUGUUUUUCAUCAGACUUUAAUGCUGAAAACAUAAUGUAAACAGGCUUUCUAGGAAGCUAGAAGAUGCAAAAAUAAUUGAAGUACGUAGAAUUUAUCUUGACAUAAUUGGCACAAAAUCAUUUUUGUAACCUGUUGUUAAUCCAUUUGAAGAAAUAUUUUAUUGUAAAUUGUAUGUGACAAAUACAACUGAUACUCCUUUUACAUUUGAAUAUAAUAGUCAUCUGGACUCAAAAGAAUACAACUAUGUAAUUUAUAACAGUGGAAAAGCUUAAGAAUCAACUAAAUUGUUCGACAUAUCAGUUUGCUUCUCUUUGCAGGGGAAAUUAACUGAAGCCAUUUAUUUUCUACACAUGUGGUAUAAAAAUGUGACUAUGACCUUUUUGUAUUUUUUUUCUGAGUAACAUUUGCAUUUGUAUCAGAAGCAUAGAAUUUCCCUCAGCCUACAGAAACUCUUAACCUAGCAAGUGUCUACAUGCUCUCUCUAUAAUUUGUUUCGUGUAUCAGUUUCCUUCACAACAGUUAUUUUCCCAUGUGCUCCAAAUGUCCAGGCAGCAUUCCCCAUUCCCAGUAAGGGUUUAGAAGAAAUAACACUGUCACCCUACAGCCAACAGAGCCCUGUGAUUUUUAGGGAACUGGUGCAGGCAGCACUCUGUGCCAUGCUUCCGUCAUUCAGAAGUUGCGUUUCUGACCUUGUUUUCUGAAUCCUGUCAGGUUUCUGAGGAGGCAGAUUAUCGUCAGUAUAAUGUUGUUUUUAAAAAUAUGUUCCUUUUCACAGUAUGUUAUGUUUGGUUUGGAAAAUAAUUCCCUGGCUAUCCAUAGGUAGUAUGAAUAAAGCAACACUUCCCUCUCCCUGACAAAUCUGUUGAUAAAGUGUUUAUUAUAUUUUAGUGUGAGAGGUUUUUGUUUGUUUUGUUUGCUUUUUAUUUUAUGCUAAAACAUCGGUAAAAGGGUCUUCUUUGAAAUAGUAUUUAACAAGUUUGUUUAUAAAUAUUCUAGACUAUACUAGCUUAUUACAACUUGUAACAAAAUGCUAAGUAAUAUAUUUGAUCAUAAUUCUAAAAUUCUUAAUACAUAUAAAAGCCCUUCCCUAUAGUGGUAAUAUAAAUUUAUAUAUAUAGCUUGAUGGUUGUGCUGUGUAACAUAGAAAUGUACUUGAGUGCUUACCAAGAGCUUAAUUUUAUCAUCUUAUACAUGAGAUAACAACAUCUUAAUUUUGUUUAGUUCUUGACUAUGAUUUUACGUUUCUUGUAUUUGGUACUCAUAGCAGUCUUGAGAUAGGUGGUAGAGCAAGUGUUACCAUCCCUGUUUUGCAGAUGUGGAAAUGGCAGCAUAGGGAGAUUGUGAUUUGCCCAAGGUCACAUGGCCAAUAGAUUCAAAUUCUUUUCCCAUUAGCAUGCUACCUUAGAAAUGAUAAAAGAUAUUCUUUGGACAACAGUAACAUUUUUUGAAACCCCUUGUUAUCAGACUUUCACAUUAAUAGUUCACCUUGUUCCAAAAUAAUUUUAAAAUAAAAUACUGGUAAAACUAUUCUUUAAAAUAGUAUCUUUUAAAAAAGAAGGAGGCAGAAAAGGUGAUUCUAAGAGACUGCUUACAUUGGUUAUGUUAACAUCAUUUAAUUUUAUAAAGAUCAAGACUUCUAAAUAAAAAUACAUACAUACACACACAAAAUAAAUUUUUAAAAAACUAAAAAAAAAAAAAACAUGUCUUUUAAACAUUUGCAUUACACUGAAUUUUCCCAUGAUAGUGAGGAUAUUAAACAAGUGCCAUUCUUAUAAGUUCAUUAACUUUUAGAAAGACAAAGGGAAACCAGAAAAACUAAAAAUCCAGCAAGUUGAACUACCAUUUCCAUAAAUAAUAAGCAUAUCUCAAAAAUAAGUGUAUUUUCUAAAAUGGAUGAAUAUUUAAUUUAUGACAACGAUCCCAUUUGCAAGAGUUUGUGUUCUUUGGUAGAUUAUAUCCUUUCUCAAAUUUGUGUCGGAUGCAGUUUUUCAAAAAUAUAAGUGAUAUAGUGCUCUGUAAUCUUCAAGACAAGAUUAUUUUCUUUAAGAAAAUAUUAUAUUCUCCUUGCAUCCUUAAAUGAGAUUUGAUUCUCUUUCCUUACCCUUUAAAAUAAAUAUUUGGACUAAACAAUUUCUAAAGUACACAUUUUGCAACAAAUAUUUAUUGAGAGGCUACUCUGUGCAAGAUACUGUGCUGGGUGUUGGUUAAAUGAGAUAAAAGUUCUUUUGACAUUGUAAUGAUUUAAUUCUUUUCAUUUGGAAAAAUGUUCUUAUUCCAGGGAAUGUAGAAUAAAGUUUUCAUGAAAGAACAAAAAAUUAAGUUUUUACUCUUUCUAAACAAUGUACCAUAAUAUUUUUAUUUUACUUUUAAAUGUCACUACAGAUUUAAAUGUUUUAAUUGCCAGUUUGUUAAUUUGUAAACACUCAGUGUUUAUGGUUUGCAUGGUCUGAUGUGUCUUUCUAAAUUACCUGAAAUGAUACAAUGGCUCAAAAUUUGGGUGAAUAUCCAGGGCAAUAUGGUCAGAAGUAUUAAUCUACCUGUUGAAAAUUUCAGAUUCAGAAAUUGAAGUUUAAUAAAUUGCAAAAAAAAAAAAAAAAAAAAAAA